Messenger RNA from Trichomonas vaginalis G3, 1353 nucleotides. RefSeq lists its product as uncharacterized. The coding region runs from base 1 to 1353 and encodes 450 amino acids. The record is from RefSeq and is a predicted model, not a curated record. NCBI's taxonomy places the organism in Eukaryota, Parabasalia, Trichomonadida, Trichomonadidae. The transcript has a single exon.
AUGGAUGAUUACUUCGAAUAUUCAACAGAUGUCUUUAUAAAUUCAAUUAAAAUAUUAAACAAAGGAAUUAUAGGUCAGGAUGUUUUGAUUAAAAUCGGUGAUACACAGCCAAUUGUUUUUGGAGUAAUCAAUUCCAAAGUUCAAGGAAGAGCUACAAUAGAUUUUUCUCAAGGAUACCAUGUUAACAUCAAUACAUACAGAAAAACCGUUCCUAACAAAAUUUUACUUUACAUAUAUAUAAAAUCCGAAGAUACUGUUUUUGUUGGAGGAGUAAAUAUCGCUCCUUUAGUUCAAGAUUCAAUUUCAAGACGUGGUACAUCAGCUAUUGCUAAGGAAUCUCUAAAAUUGAAAAAUGAGAUUGAAAAAGAUGGAGCAUUAGUCGUUUUUAAAGUAAGAGUUGAAGUAAAGAAUAUACCCCCAGUACAUGCAAAGAAAGAUCAGACUGACAGAGCUGUUCCAAUGCGUGCUACUGACUUUUUCAGGACAAAUCAACAAUAUCGAAAAAUGGCUGCCGAUUUACAAGCACAAGUUCAAUACUUACAAGCGAAAGUUAAUAAACUAUCGAAUCAUCAAUAUCAAGCACCUCCAGAGGCUGAAAGACCACAAUCACAACAAAAUAAUCAGAAUUUCAAUGCAACAACAUCAUCACAAAAUUCACAGACACCUGAAAUUAGAUCAUUUAGAAGGACUAGACCACCCGUUGAUAUGGAAUUUAAUGAACAGCCAAGAUCCAACAAAAGACCAAGAUUAUUCUCCACCGUAUCAAGUGAAAUGCAUGAUGAUUCAGCUAUCUCAGCUAUCAGAGGUGGAGAUAGUGAACCAGAUACUGAUGAUGUUAUAGGAAGCGGUGAUUCCGAUGCAAUGUUGGAAUCUGAUGAAUCUCCAAUUAUUGGAAGCGACGACGAAAUAAGUGAAGAUUCAAUUGGUGCUUCAAGUUCAAGUAUUGGUUCUGAUACAAAACCUAAAAAGAAGAAGAAAGAAGAUAAAUCUUUAAUUUCAGACCUAGAUAUUGAUAAUAUUGAUAGUAUUUCAUCUGAUUCAGAUAAUAAGAAGACCAAGAAGUCAAAGGCAUCUAAGUCAUCAAAAGCUUCCAAGAAAUCACAAAAUUCAGAUAUUGAUAUUGAAUCAGAUUCAUUUGAUUCACCAAGUGAUGAAAAGAUCUCAUCAUCAAAGAAGAAAGUAGCAAGUCCUCCUCAUAGCGAUUUUGAUUCUCCAAUUGAUUCAAUUGAUAGUUCAGAUCAUGAAAUGAAAGAAAAGAAAUCAGAUAGUAAGAAGGAAAAAGCUAAAGAAAAAUCGGAUGCCUUUUCAAGCACAAGUAAUUCAUCAUCAUUUGAUGCAGUUGAUAUUGUAUAA